AUGACUCUCCUCCAAUUCUUACGACAAGCCCGUCAAAUACACCUCAAAUUUCUUUCGGGUGCCCUACCAGAGCCCCCAAUCUAUGUAAUCGGCAAUCCCUCCGCCGAUCUUGACUCCAUCGUCUCGGCAAUCAUCUACUCCUACUGCGCGAACAACAAGCUCCCAGUCACAGCCCCAAGACCCCAUAUCCCUCUCUUGAACCUGCCCAACUUUCCCGCUGGCACGGAGCUGUACCGACUAAGACCAGAAUUCUCAGCUGCACUAUGGUCAUCAACCAAUUUCCCCGUGCUGAAAAGUGAUGAGCAAUUCGAGAACACCCUACAGUCCGCCGGGAAUUUCCUACGCGAGCAUGUCAUGACAGUCUCGGACUUUGCGGAAUCGCUCAAAGACCAGCAUGUCUGGAAGCAGAUACUUGCUGAUGCAACGCUGGUAGACUGGAACGCGUUUUCCCGCCCUUCAAAGACCGAUAAGGGCUCGGGAUCCCUAACUGGAUUACCGGGUGUCACCUUCCGGACUGUUGGAUGUAUCGACCAUCACGUGGACGAACACUCCAUGCCAAGCACUGAUGAAUUACCAGAAGGUCAGCCGAUGGUUAUUCAGCCGGGACCUGGAUCAUGUGUAUCUCUCGUCACGCGCGAGUUGCAAGAACGGAAACUUUGGGAUGCGGGCCCGGAGAUGGUGCAGGUUGCGAAGCUUGCUCUUUCAGCCGUGUUAAUUGAUACCUCGAAUCUCACUGCGGAAGGCAAAGUGACCGAUGUAGAUCGUAUGGCUGUUCAAUUCCUUCGAUCUCAAGUAGAGGAGGAAUCACAAGGCGGUUGGGAUUUGGAGACGUUCUACAAAAGUAUUCUUCAUGCUAAGGAGAAUAGCCUCGAUCUUCUUACUCCGGGUGAAGCUUUGGACCGCGACUACAAAGACUGGACUGAGACGGCACAGUCCUCGGGGAAGACCGUGAAAAUGGGCUUCUGCUCUGCCGUUAAGCCGAUGCGAUGGAUUGUACAGAAGGCGGGUAGUCCGGAGAAAUUCCUCGAUGCUUUGCGCUCGUUUGCAACUUCUCCCGAGAAAGACUUGGAUGUGCUUGUUCUUAUGACCGCCUUCACAGGCAAUAACAACAAAUUUUGUCGCGAGCUGUUUAUCAGCGUGAUGAGUGACAAUGAAUCGGCCGUUAAUGGUGUCAAGAGGUUUGUUGAGCACUGCUCUGACCAUCUUGGGCUCAUAGCAUGGUCUCCGCUCGAUGGGGAAGAUAUUCCUGAGCUGACAGGAGAUUCUCUAACUAUAUUGAAUGAGGAUUCACCCCACUGGAGGAAACUGUGGGUGCAGACCAACGCGGCUGGAAGUAGGAAGCAGGUUGCGCCGUUGUUGCGGGCAGCAGUAGCUCAACUAUAA
Messenger RNA from Penicillium coprophilum, 1383 nucleotides. RefSeq names its product putative exopolyphosphatase. Bases 1 to 1383 code for a protein of 460 amino acids. The record is from RefSeq and is a predicted model, not a curated record. Gene Ontology annotation, cellular component: cytoplasm. Gene Ontology annotation, molecular function: exopolyphosphatase activity. The transcript has a single exon. NCBI's taxonomy places the organism in Eukaryota, Fungi, Ascomycota, Eurotiomycetes, Eurotiales, Aspergillaceae.